This is a messenger RNA of Meriones unguiculatus (Mongolian gerbil), 3976 nucleotides long. It is a transcript of the gene Garem2, whose product is annotated as GRB2 associated regulator of MAPK1 subtype 2. Lineage: Eukaryota; Metazoa; Chordata; Mammalia; Rodentia; Muridae. The record is from RefSeq and is a predicted model, not a curated record. The transcript is spliced from 6 exons. Bases 120 to 2774 code for a protein of 884 amino acids.
CGUGACUCCCGCGGCCCGGCGGGGCUGGCCUGGCGGGGAGCGUCGCCGCGGAGCCCCAGCCGCGCGGGCACUGGCCGUCGGGGUCCCGGGACGGCGGGCCCCCGCCGAGCGCCCAUGCCAUGGAGAAGCUGGCGGCCGGGCUGGCGGGGCUGCGCUGGAGCAUGGGCGCUUUCCCGCUCGACCUCAUCGUCAGCCGCUGCCGCCUGCCCACGCUCGCCUGCCUCGGGCCAGGAGAGUAUGCGGAGGGUGUCAGUGAGCGCGAUAUCCUGCUGAUCCACUCUUGCCGCCAGUGGACGACAGUGACAGCCCACACCCUGGAGGAGGGCCACUAUGUCAUUGGGCCCAAGAUUGACAUCCCUCUGCAGUACCCAGCCUGUGUGCCCUGUGCAGGCAAAUUCAAGCUCCUGGAGCAGGCUCGGGAUGUGCGGGAGCCCGUGAGAUACUUCAGCAGCGUGGAGGAGGUGGCCAGUGUCUUUCCUGACCGAAUCUUUGUGAUGGAAGCCAUCACCUUCAGUGUCAAGGUGGUGUCGGGCGAGUUCAGCGAGGACAGCGAGGUGUACAACUUCACGCUGCACGCGGGCGACGAGCUCACGCUCAUGGGCCAGGCCGAGAUUCUGUGCGCCAAGACCACCAAGGAGCGCUCGCGCUUCACCACGCUCCUGCGCAAGCUGGGCCGCGCGGGGGCCCUGGCGGGAAUGGGCGGCCCCGGGAGCGUGGGGACCGCGGCGGGCGGCAGCGGGGCCGCCAGGCCGGUCAAAGGCAAGAUGCCCUGCCUCAUCUGCAUGAACCACCGCACCAACGAGAGCCUGAGCCUGCCCUUCCAGUGCCAGGGCCGCUUCAGCACGCGCAGCCCGCUGGAGCUGCAGAUGCAGGAGGGCGAGCACACGGUGCGCGCCAUCAUCGAGCGCGUGCGGCUGCCGGUGAACGUGCUCGUGCCCAGCCGGCCGCCACGCAACCCCUACGACCUGCACCCGGUGCGGGAGGGCCACUGCUACAAGCUGGUCAGCAUCAUCUCCAAGACGGUGGUGCUAGGGCUGGCACUGCGCCGCGAGGGCCCGGCGCCGCUGCACUUCCUGCUGCUCACCGACACGCCGCGCUUCGCCCUGCCGCAGGGCCUGCUGGCCGGGGACCCGCGCGUCGAGCGCCUGGUGCGCGACAGCGCCUCCUACUGCCGCGAGCGCUUCGACCCUGACGAGUACUCCACCGCCGUGCGCGAGGCGCCCGCCGAGUUGGCCGACGACUGCGCCAGCCCGCGCCGCGCGCGCCUCUGCCUGCCCGCGCCGCGCGCCCUCGCGCCCGGCCGCGCGCCCGGCCCGGCGGCUCGCCUGGGGCCGGCCCUGCCCGCGCUGGGCGACGGCGACCAGGAGUACGUGAGCCCGGACUGGGCGGGCGCGUCCGAGCCCGCGGCCCCGUGCGCCGAGAUCCCCUAUGAGGAGCUGUGGCUGCACCAGGCCCCCGACGGCCACCCCGACGCCCGCGCGCGGCCGCUCCCGGGCCCGGACCUCAUCUCCUUCGGGACCGUGGGCCCCCCACGUCAUGAGCCGGAGGCGCCGCCGCCUCCUGUGCCCCCCAAGUCCGAGGCGGUGAAGGAAGAGUGCCGCCUGCUUCACGCCCCUCCCGUGCCUCCGCGGGGUGGUGGCAGCUGCAGCAGGCUCGGGGGCAGCCCCCCAGUGCCGCCCCGCUUCCCCAAGCUGCAGUCUGUCCCCUCGCCCAGCUCCAGUCUCUCCUACUAUUCCUCUGGCCUGCAGGACGGGGCAGGAUCCCGAAGUGGCAGCGGCUCCCCAUCACCGGAUGCUUACUCCCUCUAUUGCUACCCGUGCACCUGGGGAGACUGCAAAGCCAUGGAAUCCUCUCCCCGCCCACCCCCGGGACCCUUGCCUUCUACCACCACCCAGCCCAGUCAGGCCUCCAGAGCCCUAGCAGAGCCCCUGAGCGGUCGAACCACCUCCCUCCUGGGGACCGACACCCCAGUGGUUAAGAAUUACCAUAGCUGCCCGCCUCUGUUCAAGCCCCCCCAGCCCCAGAAGCGCUUUGCUCCCUUUGGUGCCCUUAACCCCUUCUCUGGGCCUGCCCACCCUUCAGGUGCUCCAGCGACCUCGUCCUCCGGGUCCACGUCCACCUCGGGUGCCCUGGCUACCUCCAGCCCCACUCACUCCCCAAGCUCAGGCCCACAGGGCCAGGGUUACUCAGCUGCUCUGUCUACUUCCUUGUCAUCCUCUGAGUGGCAGGAGCCAGCGCUGGAGCCCCUGGACCCAUUUGAGCUGGGGCAGGCCAGUCCUCCUGAGCCGGAGCUGCUGCGCUGUCAGGAGCCCAGAGCUGCGGGGGCGCCUGGGUCUGGACCCUGCCUUUCACCGUUUGGUCCUCCCAAGGCCUUUGAGCCCGAAGGUUUGGUGCUGAGGCAGGUUCCUGCCUCAUUGUCACCAGCUGCCUUGCAGGGGCCUGAGGCAGGAGGAACCCUGCUCUUUCUCACCCAAGGGUGCCUGGAAGGGCCUCCUGGCAGUCCCCGGGAGGGAGCCACGGGUGCUGGUGUCCGGGAUGCCGCCUCCUGGCAGCCACCAGCAGACUUGUCUGCACUCUCCCUGGAAGAGGUGUCUCGUAGUCUGCGCUUCAUUGGGCUCUCGGAGGACGUGGUGAGCUUCUUUGCCCGAGAACGCAUUGACGGAAGCAUCUUUGUGCAGCUCAGUGAAGACAUCUUGGCCGAUGACUUUCAUCUCACCAAGCUUCAGGUCAAGAAGAUCAUGCAGUUCAUCAAAGGCUGGAGACCCAAGAUCUGAACUGUCCUGCCAGCUGCUGCCCAGCCUGAACUUGGGUGUGGAGGCCCUUGGGGUUAACGUGGGUCUGCCAGAAACACAGCACUCCCAAACGCGGGUCCUUCCUGCAGAGAAAAUCUGGGCCAAGAUAGAGGCUGCUCUGUUGCACUGAGUGUUCCAGGGAGACACUGGGAACUGUGGCCCCUUGGGGCCCGCCCUGCCCUGUCUUUGCCCUUGUGAAGAAUACUUGCCCUGGUGAGGCUUUUGCUGCCAUUCCCACAGCAGGGUAAAGGUGGUGCGUGCGUGUUUGCGCGUGUGUGCGAGUGUGUGUGUGUGUGUGUGUGUGUGUGUGUGUGGCUUUGUGCUGAUUGGGUGCCUUUCUCUAGCCCUGCAGCCUUUCAUAGACACUGCACACUUCUCAGCCCUGUAUGUUCAGGUUAGACGCAAGGGAGGAUAGCUCAUAAUUUAAGCACAGUUUCCCCAAAGUGGCCUCUUCUUUCACACUCUGUGGGCUUUGCAGCUGCUCCAGAGUGAGGGGUCUGACUUCUGUGAGGUACCCCUUACCCUGGUGAGCAAUGUCCAGCACUGAGUCCCUGUUGUGACGUCAUCACAAACAGACAUCCUGCCGUGUUUUUCCACAGGGCGGCCUGAGGACCUGGUCCCUGGGGGAUAGUAGCUAGCUGUAAGUCAGCUGGUUUUUAAAACAAGUAGUGGUCAGCUGCCCCCACCCACCAGUCUCCUGCUGUCAGCCUUGGCUCUGCUGGACCCUUGGUGUCCUCGUGUGCGACACUGGUACAGGACAGUGUAGUUGGUAAAGGGAGGCAGGUGGCUCAGGAAGGCUCCUUGCUCCUGAGCUCAGCCCUGUGCUUAUCAACGUGGUUUGGAGCAGAUCUUUGUGGCCUUCAGCCUCAAGUAUGAUCUGUUUGACAGCCUGGCUAAUGUAAAGCCCCACCCCCAAUCUUCCCCAGCACAGCUAACAGGAACCACACUCCUUGUGUCUUCUGGUGUUGGGGUCCCAGAGGUAGCAGUUUUCCUGUCUGCCUUCCCUGGCCUCCCUAGAUAUUUAUUUUUCAUGUUUCCCUUAUGAAUAGUUAAGCCCUGCACAGACCUGUGCCAGUCAGACGGGAACAUGGAAACUGAUGCCGUGCUGCUUUCUUCUCGGUUGUUUAAUGAGUCCUCAAGGACCAGGGGAAUAAAGGCUAGACCACAGUAGUGGAAGUGUAGGA